AUACUUUGGAAUCAACGUCUACUACAUCAACUUUCUUUCCGUCUGGCAGAGACUCUCCUGUUACCUACACGAGAUACGAAUGAGAAAAGUUGAGACUCUCUGGCUUCCAGACUCACGCCCAAAUACACGCCAAACUGCAUGAGUGUAAGUCCCAAUUGUCAGACAAGCACCUGCUUCGGAAUGCCCUAUUCUCGAAACGGUCGCAUACCGACCUCUCCAGUCAACGGGAGUACUGGAACCCAUGGAUAUCGAUGCAGCUUAUUCCCCACGCAUCAAGUACUAUUCUAAAUCAUCCAUUUAUCCAUCUUGUUGCCCUGCGGGACAAUCGUGGCUCGUCCCAGUCACGGUUGUUCCUCCAACAGACUGUGGACCAGACAUUGUUCCAUUCCGGCUGGGUAUUUUGGCUCAUACAAACGUGCGAGGUUCUUGGUUUUGAAGUGUACAGCCCCUUAGUCAAGCAUUUGGUGGCAGCCACGGCGACAAUAUCAUGGCUUUUCCAGUUCUCAAGAGGCGACGAAGCUGCCAGAUAAGCGAAAGAGGAUCUGGAACGAUGCGAAAGAUUCUUCUUGAUCAGCAUGUCAGAUACAUGGCCUCACAUUUCUCAAAAGGCACAUAUUCCAGCACUCGCUUCUCCGAAAUCUACAGGCCCUCGCAACAGACAGAUUUCAGCAAAAUGCUGGCAAAGGUACAACGAUUGCCUUUCCGCCAUCAAUGUUCUGGAACCUCCUUGAUCUUACACUUUGUUAUAUGGCAACAACUACACUUUCCCGCGAUGGCGGAGCCGGACCAGAAACUGUAUCUGACGCCAGGAUGCAUCACCACACACUUUGUUCAUCCGCUUGUAGAGGACGAGGCUGAGCAUCCGGUUGCUUCAGACCAUGUUCAUGGUGGUGCAGAGGCACCUAUAGCAAAUCCAGAGGACCUUGAACAACUGUAUAUGGCUGAUUUAUGCUCUCAGUUGCUGCCUGAUGAUUUUGAUUGGUUGUUG
Aspergillus glaucus CBS 516.65 is the source of this 988-nucleotide messenger RNA. RefSeq lists its product as uncharacterized. The annotation marks the transcript as partial. The record is from RefSeq and is a predicted model, not a curated record. NCBI's taxonomy places the organism in Eukaryota, Fungi, Ascomycota, Eurotiomycetes, Eurotiales, Aspergillaceae. The transcript is spliced from 2 exons.